ACUGCCUGGCCUCAGCGCACAACCGGAGAAUUCUGGAGUACAGGCUGCGGUCAGAUCCCUCACGUCACUCAGUCCUUUCGCGAGGUUUCUGGGAAGGCUGAGCUAUAGCUGCGCCACUAGCAAGGGAUUGGGACUCAGGACUACUAGGACCCGCUGAUCACAUCCCUGACUUCAGCUUGCCCGGCUGCCAAAUAAAAGGAGCCUCAGAACGGGUUAAACUAUGGAAAAGCACAGCAUGCAAACAGAGGCUCCUCACGCAGGAACACACUUGCCAGUUGGGUAUGGCCCUCAGUAUCCACCAGCAGCAUUCCAAGGACCUUCAGAACAGAAUGGCUACCCCACACCCCAGCCUGGCUUCCAAAAACUCCAGAAUCCUUAUCCAGGGCCCCAGGCUGGCUUUCAAGGGCCCCAGGGUCCGUAUCCAGGGCCCCAGGGUCCGUAUCCAGGGCCCCAGGGCCCGUAUCCAGGGCCCCAAGCUGGCUACCCAGUUCCACCAGGAGGUUAUCCAGGUGCUGGCCCAAGUGGCUUUCCUGUCCAAAAUCAGCCAGCAUACAGUCAUCCAGGUGGGCCUGGAGGGGCUCCGUGGAUGCCAGCACCACCUCCCCCACUGAACUGUCCACCUGGGUUGGAAUACUUAACUCAGAUAGAUCAGAUUCUGGUUCAUCAGCAAAUUGAACUUCUGGAAGUCUUAACAGGCUUUGAAACAAAUAACAAAUAUGAAAUCAAGAACAGCCUCGGGCAGAGAGUUUAUUUUGCUGUGGAAGAUACUGACUGCUGCACUCGGAACUGCUGUGGACCAUCUAGACCUUUCACCUUGAGGAUCCUGGACAAUCUGGGCCAAGAGGUCAUGACUCUGGAGAGACCCCUGAGAUGCAGUAGCUGUUGCUUUCCCUGCUGUCUCCAGGAGAUAGAAGUCCAAGCUCCUCCUGGUGUGCCCGUAGGUUAUGUGACUCAGACCUGGCACCCUUGUCUGCCAAAGUUCACUCUUCAAAAUGAGAAGAAGGAGGAUGUUCUAAAAAUUGUUGGCCCAUGUGUCGUGUGCACCUGCUGCUCAGACAUUGACUUUGAGCUCAAAUCUCUAGAUGAAGAAUCUGUAGUUGGCAAAAUUUCCAAGCAGUGGUCUGGUUUCGUGAGAGAGGCCUUCACAGACGCAGAUAACUUUGGGAUCCAGUUCCCACUAGACCUUGAUGUGAAGAUGAAGGCUGUGAUGCUUGGAGCGUGUUUCCUCAUAGAUUUCAUGUUUUUUGAAAAAACUGGAAAUGAGGACCAAAGAGCAGGAGUAUGGCAGUAGUUUCUUGAAAUUCCUCAAGAGAUUUAAGGACUUCAUUCUGGUGGAUAUCUAAAAGAACACACAUGGCUUUUUUUCUUUGUUGAAAUAACUGUGUCGAUUAACCUAUGAUGCCUAUAUCUCCUGUUGUACAAUUGUGCUUUCGAAUUAUAGUUUAUUUUAUGUACUUUUGUCAUGUAUUUGUUUUUAUACAUCCUUAAAGUGUUCACUGGGAAUUAGUGAGAAAAUAUAUGAAUGUUUACACAUAGAAAUGAGAUUGUCUAAGAAAAAUGCUUUGACUUACAAUCUUUGAUUUAUUUUCUAUUUUAUAAAAUCUUAAAUGUUAUUGUAAUUUAACAUGAAAUUACAUAUUAAAUGUAAUUAUAAUUUAUACAAAAGACUUGAUGUUAUUUAUAAAUACUAUUUAA
Chionomys nivalis (European snow vole) is the source of this 1695-nucleotide messenger RNA. RefSeq names its product phospholipid scramblase 1. Gene Ontology annotation, molecular function: phospholipid scramblase activity. Gene Ontology annotation, biological process: phosphatidylserine exposure on apoptotic cell surface. NCBI's taxonomy places the organism in Eukaryota, Metazoa, Chordata, Mammalia, Rodentia, Cricetidae. The record is from RefSeq and is a predicted model, not a curated record. The transcript has 9 exons. The coding region runs from base 221 to 1291 and encodes 356 amino acids. Gene Ontology annotation, cellular component: plasma membrane.